Messenger RNA from Mytilus californianus (California mussel), 4964 nucleotides. RefSeq lists its product as uncharacterized. Gene Ontology annotation, cellular component: nucleus. Gene Ontology annotation, molecular function: DNA-binding transcription activator activity, RNA polymerase II-specific; RNA polymerase II cis-regulatory region sequence-specific DNA binding. The transcript has 4 exons. NCBI's taxonomy places the organism in Eukaryota, Metazoa, Mollusca, Bivalvia, Mytilida, Mytilidae. The coding region runs from base 105 to 4268 and encodes 1387 amino acids. The record is from RefSeq and is a predicted model, not a curated record. Gene Ontology annotation, biological process: regulation of transcription by RNA polymerase II.
GAACGCUUUGAAAACAAUGAACAAACCAAAACAAACAUGCAUUUUCUGAAAUUGCCAGUCCUGGUAUAACAUUCAAAACUUCUCAGUUGAACAGGGUACUCACCAUGGAAGAUUUGGUAUCUAUCAGGGUAACCAGACCAGUUUUCUGCCAGUUUCAGACAAUUUUGAUAGAAGCACAAUUCACAUCAGAUGGUUUAAUGAAACAUUUCUUUCACUUGUAUUAUAGAAGUUUGAACCAGGUGUCAAGGGAAGACCCUGCAGACCAUCAGAUUACAUUGAAGCAGUCAGGGGGAGAUAAUUUCAGUAGAUUGGUUGUAAACAUCCCAAAAGCUGUGUUACAUAGAGAUAUAUCUGUCAAUGUAACGCUUCCAGACAGUGAUUGCUGUGAAACCACUGACCAUGACAAUAAUUUUGAUGACAGUCCUACUGCUGGAUGUAUUGUGUCAGAUACAGUAAAUGCUGAAAAUGGACAUACUGACAAGAUCAACCCAAAUUACAAAGAUUCAACACAGCACCAGACUUUGGUUUGUAAUGUCUGUCAGUUUAAAACAAAAGGUAUCAAGAAAUUUAAAAAUCAUACAAGAAAACAUUCAGAAAAACAGAUCAGUUGUCCAUGUUGUGGGGAGACAUUUUUGGACGAUUCAAAUCUGAAACUCCACAUUCAAAAUAAACAUGCGACAACUUAUGGAAACAGAAAAAGUAAUGACAGUAAUUUAAUUUAUGGAGAAGAAGAAAUGCAGGACAAAAAUAAAGAACAUCUCCCAUUUCAAAGAGAAAAUAAGUCAGUAGAUGGCAGCAACUAUUUUAACUUUGAAACAACCUUGAACAAGCAUGGAGAUAAUAGAACAAAUUGUGGCAUGGAGGAAAACUUGAAACAAAUGAUGCUAAUCCAGGGAGAAAAUCGAAUCAACAGACUUCAAGACCUAGAAUCAUCUAUAAGUAGUUUUACUUUACAAGAUGACACAGAGAAAGGACAUACAGACAUAAAACAAUUAUAUUCAAAGGUCAAGAUAAAAAGAAAAGGAUUCUUCUGCAAUCUCUGUUGUAAAACAUUUCCAAGAUUUGGAAUAUUUUUGGAACAUAGAAACUUCUGUAAGCAAAGGUGUUUAAUUUUAUGUUGUAAUUGCCAGAUGAAAUUUAGAUGGAAAAGUAAAUACCUGCACCACAGAAUAAAAUGUAAAUUAUCAAUGGAUGUUCAGAUUGGUCAAGGAAUGAACAAAUUUUGUCUCAGAACUAUGAAUGGUUUUCAUCAGCUGGACAAAGUAGAAAGUGUAAAGGAUAGUAAAGAUACACCAAGGUCGUCAGGUUUGGUUUCUAAUGCUGGUUUACAUGAAGAUUUGACCUUUAACAGUACAUCUAUAGAAGGUCAGGGUCACACAUUACACAUCACAGACAAAACUACUGAAAUGAACACAGAGAAUGGAAUCUACACAACUACAUCAGAUGUUAAUUACCUAUCCUCUAACCACGAAACACAAACCAGUCAAACAGUUAUGAAUUUAGACAGGCAGAUACCAUAUCAGGAAAUUUCAGAACCAUCAGAAAAAGAGAAUGGUGAAAUAAGUACUUCAGAUGUGAAUAAAUACACUGCAGUGAUUGAAAACAGUAAAGAAAGAUCUGCUAGUUACAAUGUUGAAAACACAGCAUUGAAUACUCAAACAGAAAAGAAGGAUUUAAAUGUGCCAAAAAAUCAUGUAAAUGCAGAGAAAAUUAUCGAUACUUCUGUAACGAAAAACUGUAUCGAUCUAUCAUGUGUGAAACAAGAGCCAAUAGAGUCUAUGGAACAUCCAACACUAGAUGGAAAGGAAUCGUUAGUUUUGGAAUCAAGCCAAAAUUCUACAUUGACAUUACCUGCACAACCAGGACAUCUUGAGAAAUCAGUGAUCAGCAUCCAAAGUCUUACGAACUCUUUGACACAUGGUAAAGAUUUCUUCAACAGUUUCCUUGAGGAUGGUGAAACUACUGUCAAGUGUGAAGAAUGUGGAGAAAUCUUUAAAAGGAAGGCUUAUCUAAAAGAGCAUGUGGAAGGAAAACAUGGAGGUGAUAUGCGAUACUCUUGUGACUGUGGAAAGAAAUUUAAAUGGAGGAGUUCCCUUGGUAACCACAGGAAACAUUGUUAUGAAGCCUUGUUGUCUGUACUGCCAAAUGAAGGUCAAGUUCAAGGUCAAAACGUGUCUGUCAUAGACUUUAGUCAGUGUGGUAUUCCUCACUUCAACAUGCAAAAUGAGUGGUUACAAGAAAUAGAAAAACUAAGUCAAUCAGAUAUAUUUUCUCGAAAACCAGUGACUGAAUUUGGACUAGGAUGUAGGCAGCGGAGUUUAUCAACUCCAGAGAAAACACCUUCAGAAAUUCAGAGUGAAUACAUACAACGUAGGAAAUCUGAAAGUGCUUGUAAAACAGAUGGGGCAGUUGAACAAAGUUCAUCUUUGCGUAUCAGUACCUCAUUAGUAAAGCCACUGGCUGAUGCCCUGUCUAAGUACAAACUGAAACCAGCAGUGCUGCCCUCUGGUGGUAACAAUAAAGAAAUGAUUACAUCAGCAUUUGUUAAGCAGCAAAAUGGAGCAGCAUUAAAUAAAAAUUCAGAAAGCAGCAUCCAUUCUAAUGGAGUCAUAGAUUUAACUUUUGAUCACAACAGUAGCAGAAAAAUAAGUUCAGAUAUAGUAUCAAAUGAGAACAUCAUAAGCAGUAGUAAAGGCUUCGGAGGUAUUCCUGCAGUAAACAGCAGAAUGAAUUUACAAACAAAAAGCUCUGAUUCAGUCCAGCAGAAUUACCUGCAACAAAGACGGAAAAGUCUGCAUAAUCAACAAACGGACAGUUUAACAUGCAAUUUUUGCAAAGAGAAUUUCGAAAGUACAAGUGAGUUAGAAAGACACAAAUUGUUUUGCAAACACUUACAAGAUACAUGUAGUGUAUGUGGUAAAACGUUUCAACACCGAACUGAAUUAGUGAAUCAUCUCCUAACUUAUCAUGGAAAUGAUGAAAUUUACACCUGCUUUUGUAGAUAUCGUUCCUCUAGUUGGAAUUUGUUUGAAAAACAUUGUGGAAAAUGUGAAGAAUUUAAAAAUCAAAGUGCUAGCUUGUUGUCAGCAGACAAAAAUACAAGACUUGGAAGGGACACAAGUUUGUUAACACAUCAACUUGUUAAAAAUUAUUCUGAAAAUAAAGACAGGCCAAGUUUAGAUGUUCAACCAUUUUCCAAUCAAAAUCUACCAGUGAAUGAAGGGCAGGUAAUUGACACAUUUAACCCAAUCAGUAACAGUUCAAUUUGUCAGCAGAAAUCACCAUCUGGAACAGGAUCAUCCAAGAACCAGUAUUUCAACCUUUCACAAAGUCAUCAUAUGAUAAACAAGAAAAUGUCAUCCAAUCAUUCUACUGGACAGGAAAAGACAUCUCAAGGUCAUGAAUCAUCAAAAUUAGAUGAACAAUCAUCAGACCAACUUUUAAAUACAUCGUUGGGAAAUCUUCCAAAAGGUCAGCCAAGAUCUAAUUCUAAUACAUGGACAACAAAUAAAGCAUAUCUUUCGACGGCAAAUCAGCAAAUAUCAGUUUCCAACUCAGAAGCUUUUCUGCAUUCUCAGUUUGAAGAGGUACUAGAACAUCAGUAUGAAUCAAGGUCAAGUACACAAUCAUCAUCUAAAAAACAAAAGAUAGCCCAGAACCCAUCUCAAAAUAACCAGGAUGAGAAGCUACAGAGUCACAUGACAAAGAUGUUACCUACCAUAUCUAGUUUUGUAACUUCAAGUGAAAAGCAAAAGGUACAAAUUAUUCCAAGCCGUAUGGUGUCACAAAGUGAUGUUAACCAUUCUACUAAAACAAACAGCAAUGAACAAACAAGACUCAGCAAAAGAGAUGUGUAUGUGUGUACUUUCUGUGGUAAUAUCUACAACAAUAUCCAAAAAUUUUCUGAACACAAUAAAAUUCACCAUGGAAACCAGUGGAUUUUACAGGAAAACCAAAAUAAACAAUCAAAAACUGUCUGGAUUCCACCAGAAGAUAAAACCAAUCAGUCAAAAACUGCUGUAGACGUUGCCAUGGAUAAAGCAAGGCAACUUCCAAUCAAAAUGGGAGAAUUUGUCUGCCAUCUUUGUGGGGAUAAAUUCGCAGCAAAAGCUUACUUGAAGGAACAUAUAGGUGGAAAACAUGGAACAGUUGAUCGAUACAAAUGUCCUUGUGGAUUAAGAUUUAAAUGGAGGAGCUCAUUAGGCAUCCACCAAAAGAAAUGCCCGAAGUCCAACCGGAGAACAUACAAUCGAUGGAAUAGUAACUAAUGUAGAUAUUAGUAACAGUUGUCUAACUUGACUAAGUGCCAUGUUUGUUCUUUUAAAUUUAUUUACAUAUCUUUUCAUAUUUGUAUUUCAAUCUUACUUUUAAAUGUUAAUGAUAAAUAAAAGCCAUCAAUUUACGCAAAAGUAUUUUAAAAUGAAAUUGGUCAAAUGGCCUACUUGUUUUUCAACCCUGAAAAGACAUUACCUUAAUUUGGUCAGACAGAACCAAUUUUCAGGUACUAAUGUUGACUAAGACAAAGGACUGUUUGAAGUUGCUUUUUCAUCAAAUGACAAUUUAUUUGCUAAUUUCAUAUUUAAAAACAUAUUAUAUAAUUCAGUUUGGUUAAAGUUUUCAUUGUCAACGUGCAUACAUAUGUUAAUUAUCUAUGGUAUUGACGUUAUGAGGUAAAAUAUAUAGUGUACUUUGAAAUUAUUUAAUUUUGUGGUAUUUAAUUCUGUAAAAAUUAUUUGCAUUUUAUGUGAUUUUCAGGGCAAUUAUAAACCCUUUAUUAACCUCCUUCUUUUUUCAGUGUAUUCUUUUGAUUGAAUAUUAAAAGUUUUAAAAUUGUCAUUUUCAGGUUAUUUGAAAACUCAAAUUUUUAAACAGAAUUUUUAUUUCAUCUAUUUCAAUUUGUUUUUUUUUCGAUUUCACAAUGUAUUUUGAUGACUAUCAGCAAAAUUGAUUAAAAGACAAAAUAA